AUGCCUCUCUUCGUCUUGAGCCCCGCCUCGCUCGCGCACUCUGCGCUCUUCGCCGGCUACUACUCGUACCUCUCGGCCAACGUCGUCGUCAACCGACUCAACACCAACAUCUACCUCGGAUCCACCGACUCGGACAAGGUCUACGGCCCCGGCCCGAAGAAGACCAACCACCCCGCCGAUGUCGCCAAGCUCCAGCGCGCCGUUCGUGCCCACGCCAACUUCUCCGAGUCCGCUCCCUUUGCCUUCUUCCUCAUCUUCCUCGCCGAGCUCAACGGCGCCCCCACCUCGCUCGUUCACGCCGCCUACACCACCCUCUUUGCCGCCCGCGUAGCUCACGCCAACAUCGGCAUCCAGGCUGAGAACUCGGCUGCCAUCGGUCGCCCCAUCGGCACUAUCGUUACUCUCGCUGUCACCAUCGGCGCCGGUGUCUACAACCUCAACCUCGGCUGGGAACCCCUCAAGUCGUUCCUCGGCUUCAAGUAA
Moesziomyces antarcticus is the source of this 483-nucleotide messenger RNA. Its product is annotated as membrane-associated proteins in eicosanoid and glutathione metabolism protein. Gene Ontology annotation, cellular component: membrane. Lineage: Eukaryota; Fungi; Basidiomycota; Ustilaginomycetes; Ustilaginales; Ustilaginaceae. The transcript is spliced from 3 exons. The record is from RefSeq and is a predicted model, not a curated record. Bases 1 to 483 code for a protein of 160 amino acids.